Messenger RNA from Notothenia coriiceps (black rockcod), 1536 nucleotides. RefSeq names its product putative beta-lactamase-like 1. Lineage: Eukaryota; Metazoa; Chordata; Actinopteri; Perciformes; Nototheniidae. Bases 1 to 1536 code for a protein of 511 amino acids. The record is from RefSeq and is a predicted model, not a curated record. The transcript is spliced from 5 exons.
AUGUGCCCUCUCUUCCCGGAGCCUGUGCCCCUCAAACACCCCAUCCCAUCGCUGAGGGAGGCCUUAGAAAAGAUAGAUCUACUCCUGAGGUCCAGCGUUCACCCCACCAAGUUGCCAGCUAUUUCAGCCAUCGUGGUUUUAAAUGACUCUGUUCUGUGGAAUGGAAACUUUGGUCAGAAGAACAGAAGUGAUCCCUCCUCUCCUGCACCCAAUGAGUUCACCGUGUACAGAAUAGCGAGCCUCUCUAAGAUCUUCCCCACACUGAUGCUGUACAAGCUGUGGGAGGACGGCCUGGUGGGCUCUCUGGACGACCCGGUGGAGAAGUAUGCUCAAAACUUCAGCAUCAAGGACCCUCUGUGGAGUGGUGGGGGGCCAGCGUCAACCUCACUUAGGACCAUUGGCAUCAACUCUCCUGCACUCUCCCUGCGCAGGAUGGCCAGUCAGCUCUCUGGGUUACCCAGAAGAUUAAGGUCCACUAAUCUUCUUUGGAAUGGAGACACAGAAGCAGCUCUUGGUCUGUUACGGGAUGAUGUCCUCGUGGCAGAUCCCGGCACCAAAUGCCACUACAGCAACGUUGCUUUUUCCUUACUGGCCAACAUCUUGGCCCAGAAGGUGGCGGGCUCAAACUUUGAGAGAUGGGUGUCAGACAACAUUCUGGAGCGGCUCGGCAUGGAGGACACUUGGUUCAAUUUAAGUCCAGCGGUUCAGAGGCGGAUGGCUGUGGGGGUGUACAGCAACGGCGAGCCAGCCCCCCUCUUCAAUCUGGGCUGGUACCGAGCUGCGGGCCAGAUGUUUUCCACAGCUGCUGACAUGGCCAAGCUUAUGAUGGCUCUUCUGGGCGCAACCGGUGGGACUCUGCUCCGUCAGGAGACCCUGAACACCAUGCUGACCCCGGUACUACGCUGCCACAGCGGCUACUUCGCCAACUCCACCGGCACCCCGUGGGAGAUCAAUGAGCAGCGGGGCUACGAUGUGGUGAGGAAAGAUGGGGACCUGGACGGUUACGCGGCCACCCUCUCCCUGGUGCCACAGCUCAAACUGGGGAUGGUGGUUCUGAUGUCCGGCGUGCGGCCUGCAGGGCCGGAGCUUCUGAGCCAGGCCUACAGCCAGCUCAUUCCUGCAGUGGAGAGGGCGUUCAGGGACGCUCCAAAAAGGUUAAGACCACCGCCCAGCCCAGCUCCAUAUGUGGGCUUUUUCACUUACAGGAAUAUGACUUUCUAUGAGAUAAAGGUGGACUCAGACGGGGUCCUGGUCAUGCAGCAAUUUGGACCACAGGUUGACACAUCUGUGCCGUCCAAGUACAGAACUAUUCGUCUGGAUUACCUGCAGGAUAGGGUGUUCAGGGUGGUGUUUGAGAGCCCGUACCCCUGCAAGCUGAAGGUGAACAGCGCGUCUGUCUCGCUGGAGGCUCAGGACAGACAGCUCUUCAACUUUUACCUUUUCAACAAGAAAGGUGUGUCGCCAGGGUUUGAUUCCCCAGGACUUAACACUUACAGGGUGACCAGGAUAGCCGGCAGACCAUUCUUCACUACAUAA